GCAAAUCUUGUGUUUGAAAAGGUCAAAAUAGCUUCUUAUAUGAAAAAUUCCCAGAGCUUAUCUGUAAAACGACCAGCCGUAAGAUUCUUUUAUCAUUAUUAUUGUUCCAUUUAACCAUCAUUUUACUUAACUAUGACUGUUUUUAUAUGCCAUUCUAUAUAAAUAUGUACUUCGUCAGACAAGGGUCAAAUAGAUUGAUUCUCGAUGAGCAUUACUUGUCAUCAGUUGAUACUUUUAAAACUAUCUAUGAACAUGAAAUAUAAGUAGUUGACGAACAAAAUACAGCAAUUAUGUGAGACAAAUAAAUUCUAAAUGAGAGGUAGCCUUGCAUAGUUAUUCUUCAGUGAUCUAGAAUGAUUCUUGUCUAACACAAUAAUACAGUUGUCAAUCCAAAAGUUCUCUUUUACUAUUCUUGUUGAAAAUCGACCAUAAGCAUAGCUCGCUAUAUCAUUGUUAUAUAUUCCUGAGGAGAGUAUAGAAGAUACUCGGCUGUCGCCGUUUAUAUAAGAAUCUUAUAGAUAUGAACUUGAAUACAAGGAUGACAAAGAUUGGAUGUGAGAGCAGAAUAAAAAAUUAAUAGAUACUUGACAGAAGAAACCAGAAUAAGUACCUUUCAAUUAAAGAAAAUAUUCUAAAACAAAAUAAUCGUUGUUAACAAAGUUGAGAAUUUGACUAAAAAAGGUUUCUCGUCUUGUAACAAAAUUCAACUUCUAUGCAAAGAAAAAUUCUCUCUCUUAUUUUAAUAAUUUUUCUUGUCUCUAUUUUAGACUAUCCAUUACGUUCUUCAUCCAGCACUAACAUUCAUCCGAAUGCUCGAUGGCAACAAAAUGGUAUCACUGUAGCUGGAGGAAAUCGACAAGGCAAUGGAAUCAAUCAACUCUCAUACCCAUUGGGUUUGUAUGUUGAUGAUGAUCAAACGAUCUAUGUUGCUGAUCGAACGAAUCAUCGUAUUGUGGAAUGGAAACGAGGUGCAACAAGUGGCCAAGUGGUUGCCGGUGGAAAUGGACAAGGAAGUGGAGAUCAUCAAUUGGAUAACCCAAGAGAUGUGAUUAUCGACAAAGAGAGAGAUAGUCUCAUUAUAUGCGACCGUUCGAAUGGAAGAGUGGUUCGAUGGCCUCGUCGAAAUGGGACAAGUGGAGAAACAAUCAUCUCCAACAUCUCUUGUUGGGGUUUGACAAUGGACGAGAAUGGAUCUCUCUAUGUCAAUGACUAUGAAAAACAUGAAGUGAGACGAUAUCGAAGAGGAGAAUCUCAAGGAACAGUGGUUGCAGGUGGCAAUGGAAGUGGAAAUCGUCUCGAUCAACUCUCUCGCCCCACAUACGUAUUCGUCGAUCGAGAUCAUUCAGUAUACGUAUCUGAAUGGGACAAUCAUCGUGUGAUGAAAUGGAUGGAAGGUGCAAAACAAGGCAUUGUCGUGGCUGGUGGUCAAGGAGCAGGAAAUGAUCUUACACAAUUGUCAUCUCCUCGAGGAGUCGUUGUCGAUCAAUUGGGCACUGUCUAUGUGGCUGAUCGAGAGAAUGAUCGAAUCAUGCGUUGGCCUCAAGAAGCCACACAAGGAAGUGUCAUUGUUGGUGGAAACGGUAGUGGAGAACAAUCGAACCAACUCAAUGGACCCAUCGGUUUGUCAUUCGAUAGACACGGGAAUCUCUAUGUCGUCGAUUGGGGAAAUCGUCGAGUUCAAAAAUUCAAUAUCCAUUUAAAUGUGUAA
Messenger RNA from Rotaria sp. Silwood1, 1708 nucleotides. The record is from the annotation of a GenBank genome assembly. NCBI's taxonomy places the organism in Eukaryota, Metazoa, Rotifera, Eurotatoria, Philodinida, Philodinidae.